Messenger RNA from Spinacia oleracea (spinach), 708 nucleotides. RefSeq lists its product as uncharacterized. NCBI's taxonomy places the organism in Eukaryota, Viridiplantae, Streptophyta, Magnoliopsida, Caryophyllales, Amaranthaceae. The transcript has 3 exons. Bases 73 to 474 code for a protein of 133 amino acids. The record is from RefSeq and is a predicted model, not a curated record.
UUAAUAUCACAAACCUAUUACAUUUCUCGAUAUAAAAAAAUAUAUAAACAGAAAAGAUAAACAGAAAUAAAAAUGGCGUGCAAAAGAGCAACACCAGUGGUGUGGAUGCUGGUGGCGGCGGCGGUGGCGAUGGUGGUGGCGCAAAAUGGGAGGAUGUGCUCCGCAUUCGACAUGGAUGAAGCAAAAGAGACCAUGAUGGCCAAGGCCGGAGAGGCCAAGGAGACCGCUAGUACUUGGACUUCUUGGGCUUACACCAAACUCUCCGGGAGCAACAAAAUAAGUGUUAACCCAGAAGACAUGAGAUUGAAACAGCCACCGAAUGAUGAUGAUGACGCAACACCCUUUGUAUCCGGGAAAGUGCACGCAGUUUCCCACGCAGUAAAAGACAACACCGAUGAGUUUUACGCAGCGGCUAAGCGCGACGUUGGGGCAGCCUACGAUUCCAUGGCAUCCAAAAGUGUCCGAGAAGGUUAAUUGCAUGCUUCUAAUUAAGAUGAACUCAAAAUGUACUCUUAAUUAAGGUUAUCAAUGUAUGUAUUGAUAUGAAUUCAAGUAAUUAGCGACAAUAGGAGGUAUAUAAUGUGUAAUUAACCUCAUGAUUUUAUGUGCGCUAGUUGUGUUAAUUAGCGCACAUAGAUUAUUGGUUUAUAUGAGUAUAAUGUCGCAUGUUUUGCUUAAUUAUUGGUUCGGGGUUGAUUUUUCCCAUAA